Drosophila hydei is the source of this 991-nucleotide messenger RNA. RefSeq names its product sperm flagellar protein 1. Gene Ontology annotation, molecular function: microtubule binding. Gene Ontology annotation, cellular component: axoneme. Lineage: Eukaryota; Metazoa; Arthropoda; Insecta; Diptera; Drosophilidae. Gene Ontology annotation, biological process: regulation of cytoskeleton organization. Bases 134 to 895 code for a protein of 253 amino acids. The transcript has a single exon. The record is from RefSeq and is a predicted model, not a curated record.
UUGAAAUGUUUGAUGAUCAUCGAACAUAUCUGAAUCGGAACACACUGUGCGACAGUUCUCAUAAAUUGUAUAUAUAUAUAUUUCUUAUUAUCAAAUAUUCUGAACAAUAAAAGACACGCACAAGCCGUGCAAAAUGCACACAAUCAGCAGCAAAAGCCUCAGCGGCGAGGAGAUGGCCGAGGUGCACAAAUGGCUCCAACAAUACGACAUAAAUACAUCGCGUUUGCGACGCGAAUUCUCGGACGUUUUGCCAUUGGCGGAGAUGAUGAAACGGGAUCAUCCACGUUUGGUCGACCUGAACAAUUUUCCGAAACGGAGCAGCGUCCAGUUGAAGGUGGCCAAUUGGGAGACGUUCAAUUAUAAAGUAUUGACCAAAUUCAAUUUGACAUUGAGCCGUGAAUUUAUCGAGAUGCUCGCGACGGGCGCCCAUGGGGCGGCCGAGGUGUUGCUUCAUGAGAUCAUGAGAUUGAAGAAGCGUCAGCGUGUCGUGGAGACAAGAAAUGCGAUACUCGCUCAGGAGCAAAUCUGGGAGGAAAACGAUGAGGUAAAAACGGUGGUCGUUAACAAGCAGGUGGGCGAUGGCAUCGUGCAGGUGCCACAAAAGAUGAUUCUCUACUCGCUGUAUGAGAAAAUGGCACGCGACAAUCAGACCAAGGAUCAAAUUAUUGAAUCGAAUCAAAAGCGUUUGGCCCACAUGGAGAACAUCAUCAAAGUGAAGACCGAGCGUAUCGAUGAGCUGCUCAUGCAAAUGGGCAAAGCCCCCAACAAGCUAUGCAAUAGUCCACGUCUGCAAUGCUCCAGUGUCACAAGACUUCCAUCCACAUCUAUGAUAAGCUACGAGGCAUUGGGCGCUAUACGUAAACGACAUCCAAAUACGCCGGCCUCAUCCGAUUAGGGGCAUGCGCACACGUGGACAGAAGGAAAGCGAGAGACAUAGAGAAAGAGGGAGAUGGAGAGGGAUAGAGAGAGAGAGAGAGAGGGAGAGAGAGGG